Molecule: messenger RNA, 1363 nt
Organism: Dryobates pubescens (Downy woodpecker)
Lineage: Eukaryota; Metazoa; Chordata; Aves; Piciformes; Picidae
Gene: HOMER1
Product: homer scaffold protein 1
Exons: 9
Coding region: 114-1181 (355 amino acids)
Biological process (GO): regulation of store-operated calcium entry; G protein-coupled glutamate receptor signaling pathway
Cellular component (GO): postsynaptic density; dendrite; plasma membrane
Molecular function (GO): G protein-coupled glutamate receptor binding
Source: RefSeq, a predicted model, not a curated record
CGGCCCAGCGCAGCGGCCCGCCGCCACGGGGCUGCGGAGCUGCCGGCGCGGCAAGGAGUGCCCCGGGGACGCGGCCCGCGCGGCACCGCCGGUGCUCGGCGCUGCCGGCCGCCAUGGGGGAGCAACCCAUCUUCAGCACCCGAGCUCACGUCUUCCAGAUUGACCCAAACACUAAGAAGAACUGGGUUCCCACCAGCAAGCAUGCUGUUACUGUGUCCUACUUCUAUGACAGCACAAGAAAUGUCUAUAGGAUAAUAAGUUUGGAUGGCUCAAAGGCAAUAAUAAAUAGCACUAUCACCCCCAAUAUGACAUUUACUAAAACAUCUCAGAAGUUUGGCCAGUGGGCAGACAGCAGGGCGAAUACAGUCUAUGGCUUGGGAUUUUCAUCUGAACAUCACCUUUCAAAAUUUGCUGAAAAAUUUCAGGAAUUCAAAGAAGCUGCACGCCUAGCAAAGGAAAAAUCCCAUGAAAAGAUGGAGCUAACAAGUACACCAUCUCAAGAAUCAGCUGGAGGGGAUAUUCAGUCUCCUUUGACACCGGAGAGUAUUAAUGGGACAGAUGAUGAGAGAGCAACGCCAGAAGUGACGCAGAACUCAGAACCAAGGGCUGAACCAACCCAGAACGCAUUGCCAUUUACCCAUAGUUCAACAAUCAGCAAGCACUGGGAGGCAGAAUUGGCCACACUCAAGGGUAAUAAUGCUAAGCUCACAGCAGCCCUGCUGGAGUCCACUGCCAACGUAAAACAAUGGAAACAACAACUUGCCGCAUAUCAGGAGGAAGCAGAACGUCUUCAUAAGCGCGUGACUGAGCUAGAGUGUGUGAGCAGUCAAGCCAAUGCGGUCCACACGCAUAAAACAGAAUUAAACCAGACAAUACAGGAGUUAGAGUCCACGCUGAAGAAAAAAGAAGAGGAAAUAGAAGGAUUGAAACAAGAGAUCGACAAUGCCAGAGAGCUCCAGGCACAGAGGGAUUCUCUGACCCAGAAGUUACAGGAAGUAGAAAUUCGAAACAAAGACCUGGAAGGCCAGCUGGCUGAUCUAGAGCAACGUCUGGAGAAAAGUCAGAAUGAGCAAGAAGCUUUUCGCAAUAACUUGAAGACACUUUUAGAAAUUCUUGAUGGAAAAAUAUUUGAACUAACAGAGUUACGAGAUAACUUGGCCAAGUUAAUAGAAUGCAGCUAAAGAAAAUGGGAUUUCAGUGCCAAUCAGCUUAAAGAUGCACUGUCUCUCUUCAUAGGACUGUGUUGGGCUCUGCAUCAAAGUUGCACAAAAUCAGAAAAUGCUCCUCUGAGAGGGCUUGUUUUAAAUUUGAGUCAUAUUUCAAUGUAAAAUGUAAAACUCAGCCUGUAGCUAGUUGAAAAAAA